UAACCGCUAACAGCUAAAUGGGCGUGGCUUUAUCAGACAGCCGCUGAAGGGAUUGAGCUGACCGGUUCAUAGGUGAAACAACAACAAGCUCGGCGAUAUGAGGGUUCCUGAAGCACUGAUUUGGGUCGCUAUCCUCAUCCAGAAGGUGGUGGGGGAGUAUGGCAUGGCCCAUUUCAGUGAUAAGGGCAAAAGCAAUGGGAAGGACUACUGCAUAUUCUUCAACUCACAGUGGGCACGUCUACCUCAGGACCUCAAUAAAGCAUCUCGCCUCCAGAUCCAUGACUUGACAUCUUCGGUCCUGUGCUCGCCCUCCGAGGUCCCAGAGGGAGGCUUCCCAAACCGCAUCCCCAUGGUGCUGAGGGGCAACUGCACCUUCUACGAAAAGGUUCGCCUGUCCCAGAUUAAUGGUGCCAAGGGUCUCCUCAUUGUCAGCAAAGACAGGCUGACGCCACCCGCAGGAAACAAGACCCAGUAUGAAGAGAUAGAUAUUCCCGUAGCUCUGCUGAGCUACUCUGAUAUGUUGGACAUAAGCAAGACCUUUGGUAAAGGGAGGUUUGUUGCCAUGUACGCACCCAAUGAGCCGGUGUUGGACUACAACAUGGUCAUAAUCUUCUUGAUGGCUGUAGGAACAGUGGCCACUGGAGGUUACUGGGCCGGCAGCAGAGAUCGAAAGAAGCGUUACAUGAAGCAUAAACGAGACGACGGAGCGGAGAAGCAGGACGAGGAGACGGUGGACGUCACUCCCAUCAUGAUCUGUGUGUUCGUGGUCAUGUGCUGCAACAUGCUGGUGCUCCUCUACUUUUUCUACGACCACCUGGCCAUUUGGGUUAUCGGCAUCUUCUGCAUGGCCUCUUCCGUCGGCCUCUACAGCUGUCUGUGGCCUUUUGUCAGGAGGCUUCCUUUCUGCAAGUGCAGGAUCCCAGAGAACAACCUCCCGUACCUGCACAAGCGUCCGCAGAUCCGCACGCUGCUGCUGUCGGCCCUCUGCAUCAGCAUCAGCAUCGUCUGGAUGGUGUUUCGCAACGAAGACCAGUGGGCGUGGGUGUUGCAGGACGCCCUGGGGAUCGCCUUCUGUCUCUACAUGCUCAAAACAGUCAGGCUGCCCACAUUCAAGGCUUGCACUUUACUACUGUCGGUCCUGUUUGUUUACGAUGUUUUCUUUGUAUUUAUUACACCCUUCUUCACAAAGAGUGGGGAGAGUAUAAUGGUUGAGGUCGCUGCCGGCCCCUCGGACUCCGCCACUCAUGAAAAGUUGCCCAUGGUGCUCAAAGUGCCGAGGUUAAACUCCUCUCCUCUGGCUCUUUGUGACCGGCCCUUCUCCCUCCUGGGCUUUGGAGAUAUCUUAGUACCAGGUCUGCUGGUGGCAUACUGUCACAGAUUUGACAUUUUAACCCAGUCCUCCAGGAUCUACUUUGUGACCUGUACAAUCGCGUACGGCAUCGGCCUGCUGAUCACCUUCGUGGCCCUGGCCGUGAUGCAGAUGGGCCAGCCGGCGCUGCUCUACCUGGUGCCUUGCACUCUGCUCACCAGCCUCGUUGUGGCGCUCUGGCGCAGAGAGCUGCGCCAGUUCUGGACUGGAAGUGGAUUUGUGCCUCCCAUAGUCCUCGCACCAAUCAACCCCACACAGACCGCGGAGCCACAGGCAGAAGGGCCCCCGCCCGAACCCAAGCCGCAGACCCCCGAAGCCACCGCUCAGAGCGAAGACACGCCCGACGCACAGCCGCCUCAGGAAGCGCCCAAGUCGCCGGAGGAGAGCGAAGAGAAAACCAACAACUAGUACUUUUCUAGUUUCACUACAUAAUUAGCUUUUUUCUGAGGUGUGUCUCGGUCAUUGGACAUUUAAGGUCAUUUAUUGUUUACUGUUGAUACAAAAGGGAAGAACUGCUCAGACGAUUUUAUUUAAAUUUGUUUCGCCAAUAGAAAGUGUAUUGAGGCCGUGAAAAAUAUAGAUGCGUUUAAACAGCUGGAAAAGAUGUGUGAAAAACAACUUCAAAUAAAUUCUACUUUUAUUGCAGUAGCAUUUGGGGGGAAAAAUGUUUAGAAGUAAUUAUUACCAAAUUCACUGAUGAGAGUUACUGCCACCCUUGUAGUUGCCUGGCCCCCAAUAUUACCCUCCUGGUAAUCCUGGGGGCUGAUGGGAGACGGUGGAUUUUCAGUUUUCUAACAUAUUUUUACUGAAAAUACUUUAACAAGGUUCCCAUGACCUCUGGAGGAGAUGCAAGCCGAGAGCAUCACAGAUUUUCCACUGUGCUGUAGGCGCUUUUCCAAAUAUUCAUUCUUUGUUUCAUACCUGGAGUGUUUUGUUGUCAAAAAGAUCAGUUUGAGGCCCAAUUUAGCCCACUUUGGAUACUUUUGCCUAAAUGUGAAUCAAUACUUUCUGUUGGAUUCCAAUAAAAACGUAAAACACCAAAGCUGUGCCAGCAGGUGGCGAUGACAUCAACAAACCUACAUUGAAAUUGAAAAGAAGAUUCCUGAACAUGGCUAAGCAAGUCACGGGUUGAAAAAAAUCUCCCUCAACAGUUUUACUUCAUGUUAUGAACUUCCAUAUUGUAGAUUUGAAGUUUACUGGGGACACAGUGGGGACAACGUGAGAGGGACUUGAAAUAACCCAUGAAGCUUUUCCCACUGUUGCAGUUUUUGGCACAGAAAGCCAGAGGGGGCAUGUGCAAGGUGAACCUUUAGGUCAUCAUUUUUAAAACCUUCAGGAUAUCCAGACAUAAAAUCUGUUUUUUUUUUUCUCGUAAAACUAUUGAUUGCAUGUAAACAAGAGGUGCAAGGGCACACAUGUUUACUUUUGUAAAGGUAGGACAGAAAAGGCAUCUCUGCCAAACAACCAACUGGCAUGUAAAUGGUUGUCAUGGAGACCCUAAUAUGCUACUCUUUGCUGCAGGUCCCUAGCUGUGUGUGAUAAGAUAAAUAUGGGUCUUCAUCCAGUCUGGUGGUGUAAAAAAUGGCCUCUUUACUAAUAAAAAAUUCCUGGAUUAAAAAAAAUUAUUAAACAAAACAAAACAGUUCUAUUUAUUUUUAAUGCUAGAGGUACCGCAAAUUGUGCCAUUCCUGAUUUUGUUAAAAUCAAUUAUUAACACAAGAUUUUCUCUUCUUCACUGAAUAAAUGCCCUCUGAAUUUUCUGUGUUAGAAUAUGCUACUGCAAUACAAGAUGAAUUUAUCUUAAGGCUUUAGAUAUUUGACAAGACUUCAUCUUCUGGUUACCAUAUUUGUCCACAUCUGUAAGUCCUGUCCGGCAGUCUGUGGCACCUGUAAAGUAUUUAAACACUGCUGACUUUUCACACCCAGAUAUUAUUACUAAAAGCCCAGUGACACAAGCAACGGCAGCUGAGUUGAAAUUAUAUCAAAAAUCUUUUACACAUCUACUUAGAUAACAAAAAAAUCUCAGUUAUUAGUAGUUAUGAACAUUUAAAGCUGUAAAUGGAGCAUUUUUUGAGAAAAAAUGAUCUUGUAAAUGAGAGCUUAUAGCAGAGUCACGUGAUGUUUCUAAUUCUUGUGAAAUGACCAAAGCAGAGCUAACAGAUGAGGUGGGAGCUGCAAAGAUCAACUCUGAAUGUCUUUGGCUCUUUAAAUCGACACCAUCACCAAACUCAAGAACCCAAAUGCCUUUUCUGUACUAAAAACUGGUAUAACUGGGCUUUACUGGUCUAAUAAUCCUGUGGUCAGAGAAGGAUGUUGUAACAUAUAAAGACAAGCCUAAAAGGUUUUAUGUCUCAGAUUUUGCAGGACUGAAAGUUCUGUGACACAAGUGAAACCGACCAGUCGCUGUUUGGGGGAAGUUGGCAGACUGCCUGUGAAUGUUGUGGGUUCCGAAACUUAAUUGAAAGCAUACCGAGACUUGAUUGUCUGUAUUUCUUCUAUUACAUCAUAAACGGCAGUGCUGACACACCCUUUCAAACCAACUGAGCCCAAAGCUACCAGUCUUCAGCUUGGGGUUUAUAUUUCUCCACAGGGACAUUUUUUUUUUUAAAUUCAUCAUAUUUUGUUACAUGUUAUUUUGCAUGGUAUGGUUUUCAUUGUAUGUUUUCUACAAAACUAGGAAAGGACGGUACAAAAUGUCACUCACCGCUGCGGUUUUUGUUUUCCCGGUCACUCGUGUCAUCCUAAGAUUGGGCUCUGGCCAUGCUGGUGCGGUAGAAUGUGUCUCAUGUAAAAAUUGCUUUAUGAAAACAACGGAGUACUGUACUCCAAAUGUGCUGCAGUUUAUCGGAUAGGACCAGUCGUGUUAGUUGCACUUUUAUUUAAAACCAAUAAGUUUUUUGCUAAUGUAUGUUUUAUCAAUUAUUGUAAAAUGUGUUACAACGUGGAAACUAAGGUAAUAAUGAAAUGUGUACAGUAUUCCCCACUCCUGACCUGAGGUUAGAAUAAACAUCAAAUCCCAGCAGUCAGUGAGGAUAAACUUAAUUCUGGUUAAUUGCUGAAUAACCACCAUGUGUGUGUGUGUGUGGUUGGAUGUGUGAGAGACUGAGUUGUGGUAAAAAUAUAUUUCAUGUGGGCAGCUGAGAUGUCACUUUUACAAGACAUGAUUCACCAGUAUACUUUGUCACCAAGUGGUUUUUAAUGCUUCUGAUGGUUAAAUAUAAUAAAGAAAAAAUGUAUUUAA
This is a messenger RNA of Girardinichthys multiradiatus, 4610 nucleotides long. RefSeq names its product signal peptide peptidase-like 2 (gene sppl2b). The record is from RefSeq and is a predicted model, not a curated record. Gene Ontology annotation, cellular component: lumenal side of endoplasmic reticulum membrane; Golgi-associated vesicle membrane; cytoplasmic side of endoplasmic reticulum membrane. Bases 98 to 1777 code for a protein of 559 amino acids. Gene Ontology annotation, molecular function: aspartic endopeptidase activity, intramembrane cleaving. The transcript is spliced from 15 exons. Lineage: Eukaryota; Metazoa; Chordata; Actinopteri; Cyprinodontiformes; Goodeidae. Gene Ontology annotation, biological process: membrane protein proteolysis.